CGCGUCGCUCAUCGCUCAUCGGCUCAUCGCGUUCAGUCUGAAUGAGCCAUGACUCUUCGGUCGGUCCGUCGGUCAUCGGUGUCGUCGCCAGGCGAGCGAGCGCCGAUUUAUCGGCGGCGACGAGUUUAGGUUAUGAACGUAAGUUUUUUUCCCCGACUUCCUCGCCGCGUCUUAAUUGCGCGCUGACGGGGAGAGCGAGCGAGAACGUCCCGCUUGACCGAACCCGCUCGGUGAUAGUGCGCGCCCGGCGCGCACCGGUCGCCAUCGAGUUACAGGUUAUGCGCGCCGACCGGGAUUCCGGCCACCGAGGCGUUCGUUGCUGAAACAUCGCGAGAGAUGUGUCGCCACCACACGCGGACGAUUGGGAUAGUUAAAAAGCUCUCGAGAGCAAUUGCCGCCUGCCUGCGUGUUUACGGAGGAGAGCAGCCCCCAUGGAACGUCCGCCGUUACCCGCUUGGACACCCGGUCCGUAACGAUGCGCGGACGUAACCGGGCGCAGCCCUGAUCGCCGAGAUUUGCCCCGCGCCGCGCUCUUAUCUGGCUUAUCUAAAGUUCAAUAAGCUUAUCUAAAAUUCAACAAGACCCAAAGGAUGAAGUAUCGCCCCGAUGUUUCAUUGCUGGAAAGUUUUACAGCUGGGGUCUCGCUCCUUUUCCCAGCUACUUCGGCCGCGCGUGCGAAACCCAGGCGGGACGGUACGCCGCUCGCACGCCACUCGCUUCCCGGGGCCGCACCUGAACCCGCUGUUAUGGACAGCUUCUCGCAAGAUUAUGAGAGCAAGAUGGAUUCGUUUGAAACGUACGACGAGUCUAUGGUCACCGCUGCGAAUCACCAAUGCGACAUCGUUCAGUCUGUCAACAAUCAGACACCCACGCAGGAGAUACAAGUGCAGAGUCAGGAGAGUCACGACGCGUUGACGUUGCAGCAGCAGCAGCAGCAACAGGUGGAGAUACAUCAGGUGGCGGAGAUACAUCAGGUGACGCCGCAGAUCGAGUCCAAUGUCGAGCAGAAGACAACUGCGAUUAGACUGCCUGCUUUACUGGAUGGGGAAUACUUCACGGUGACCAGGGUGGAGGACACCAACGUCACGGUGCGCUGCCAGCAGUGUAAGAAGCAAUUAAACGGCAAUCUGAAGUCCACCGGCAAUUUCCUUAGUCACGUAAAGCGAUUGCAUCCGAACCUGAUGAGCAGAAUAAGGUGCAAAUCUAAUCAGAGGAAAUCCGCGAUAUAUGUCAACUCAACGCUACCUGAUAAAUGCCCCGAGAUAGUGCGGGAAAAGCGUGUGGUCCCACAAAAUAAGCGCUGUAAAAUGGAAGAAUGUACGACUGGGAACGAAGAGCCUUACGAACAACCCGCGGAUUGGAACGAGACGCCGUUGAUUCGGGGAUCCGAGGAACCGGAAUCGUCGAAUCCGUCCCUGCGAAUAUCGCACAACAAUACAUUCGUGAUGGAGGACGAGUACGAUGCGAUUGGCCGCAAUGUUGCCGCCAAGCUCAGGAAUAUGAGACUGGACCAAAGGAUAAUAGCUGAGAAAUUAGUGAACGACAUUUUAUUUGAGGCUCAGCUCGGUAAUCUUCACAGGGACUCGACUAUCCACGUGUGAAAGACGUACAAACGGCUUACGAGUCGAUAUUAUAUGUCCUAAUGAAUCGCGAGAGACUGGUCUUUCGCCUGACUCGGCGAAAAGCGACGUGAUAUGAUUAACAGAGUUAUCUGAUUAGUUAUAUAACCCGCGCGCGUGUAUGUGCGUGAAAAUUGUAUGCUCAUAUGAAUGAAUAGAUGAUGAUUUUCAUAAAUGA
Messenger RNA from Vollenhovia emeryi, 1797 nucleotides. RefSeq lists its product as uncharacterized. Lineage: Eukaryota; Metazoa; Arthropoda; Insecta; Hymenoptera; Formicidae. Gene Ontology annotation, molecular function: DNA binding. The record is from RefSeq and is a predicted model, not a curated record. The transcript is spliced from 5 exons. Bases 591 to 1601 code for a protein of 336 amino acids.